AUGAAGCGAGGACUCGGACGUAACAUCAUGAUCUUCGCGAGUGAAGUGCCCGUUGUCAGUGCAUUAAAUCCAUAUCGCAAGAUUGAAGAUGUGUUCUUAAAUGUAUGGCGCCGUACAAAUCCUCGUCAAGUGUCUUCUCUCCAACAUCAACUUUCCCUAGCGCUUCCAACUCCAGAAGAAAAGAUGCAAACUAUCGUUCAGGAUCUUGGAGCUGCUCCAGCUAUUAAUGAAUUAAUUCAAGAGGCUUCGAAAGCCACAACAAUUCAUCAAGUGGCCAAAGCUCAAGCAAAAGUGGUGCAUUCAUUACCAUCCACCACUCCAAUUGAUAUUAAAGCUGAUGUCGUUCAGUUUGUUACUUCUACAAUGAACAAAGACUUUGGAGCUAAACAAGAGAUUGCGGGAAUCUUUCAUUAUCAAAAACAGCAAAAACAAGUUAUUCAAGAUCGAAAUUUAGUCUUUUAUAAGAAAAAAGUUGAUACAGUGGGGGAUUAUAAGUUGUUUGUUGGAGGCAAAAUUGAUGGUCGAGCCGAUGGAAAAGUCAUUGAAGUGAAGAAUCGAGUCAAGAAAUUUAUAGAUCCAUUGCCAAAAUAUGAUCUUGCUCAAUUGCAGACAUAUCUGUUUAUCUUAGGUGGACAAGAAGGAGAAUUGGUUGAACAUUUGCAAGCUGAGAUAGCAAAGACAAAGGUGACAAAAGUAAUGAGGGAUGACAAAAUGUGGCACACUGAGAUUCAACCGUAUCUUGUGAGAUUUGGCAGUGCUUUGACAUAUUUGAUGAAAGACGAAGAUAUACAAAGAGAAUACUUGACAUCCGACGCAGGACAGCAGCGAGAAAUCAUUCGCCAUUUUUGGAGUCAAGACAUACAGCAUAUUCAAAACUCACUACGUCCCGUCAAUACGAUACAAUAUAGCAUACUGGAUUAUAAUCAGUAA
Messenger RNA from Plasmopara halstedii, 930 nucleotides. RefSeq lists its product as hypothetical. The transcript is spliced from 2 exons. Lineage: Eukaryota; Oomycota; Peronosporomycetes; Peronosporales; Peronosporaceae. The record is from RefSeq and is a predicted model, not a curated record. The coding region runs from base 1 to 930 and encodes 309 amino acids.